CGAACGGGUUUCAGAUGCUUCUGGGUCGCGGUGGGUGAAGCGCCGGAGUCUGUGUGCCUGAGCCAGAGAGCGCUGCGCUAGAGCGAAGCGGCGAGGGAUGGCGGCCACUGGGACCGCGGUCGUCGCGGCCACGGGCAGGCUCCUGAUCCUGCUACUGCUCGGGCUCACGGCGCCCGCCACGGCUCUGGCCGGCUACAUCGAGGCUCUUGCAGCCAACGCUGGAACAGGAUUUGCUGUCGCUGAGCCUCAGAUUGCAAUGUUUUGUGGGAAGUUAAAUAUGCACGUGAACAUUCAGACUGGGAAAUGGGAACCUGACCCAACAGGCACCAAGAGCUGCUUUGGAACAAAGGAAAAGGUUCUUCAGUACUGUCAGGAGAUAUAUCCUGAGCUGCAGAUCACCAAUGUGAUGGAAGCAAAUCAGCCAGUGAAUGUUGACAACUGGUGCCGACGGGACAAAAAACAAUGCAAGAGUCACGCUGUUAUACCUUUCAAGUGUCUGGUGGGUGAAUUUGUAAGUGAUGUUCUGCUAGUCCCAGAAAAGUGCCAGUUUUUCCACAGAGAGAGGAUGGAGGUGUGCGAGAAUCAUCAGCACUGGCACACUGAAGUCAGAGAGGCCUGUCUGACUCAGGGGAUGACCUUGUAUAGCUAUGGCAUGCUACUGCCCUGCGGCGUGGACCAGUUCCAUGGCACUGAGUACGUGUGCUGCCCUCCGGUAAAGUUUAGUGACUCUAGCGACUCUCUCGUGUCUAAAGAAGACCAAGAAGAGGAUGAGGAUGACGACGACGACGACGACGAUGAGGAUGAGGAUGAAGAGGAAGACUAUGAUAUUUAUAAAAGUGAAUUUCCUACUGAACCAGAUUUGGAAGACUUCACAGAAGCAGCAGUGGAUGAGGAUGAGGAUGCAGAUGCGGAGGCAGGGGAGGAAGUGGUGGAAGACCGGGACUAUUACUAUGACUCCUUCAAAGGGGACGACUACAACGAGGAGACCCCGACCGAGCCCAGCCAUGUUGGUGCUGUUGCAGACCAGGAAACUACUCGCGAUGUCAAAGCUGUCUGCUCCCAGGAGGCGAUGACGGGGCCCUGCCGGGCCGUGAUGCCUCGUUGGUACUUCGACCUCUCCAAGGGAAAGUGCGUGCGCUUUAUAUAUGGCGGCUGCGGCGGCAACAGGAACAAUUUUGAGUCUGAGGAUUAUUGUUUGGCUGUGUGUAAAGCGAUGAUUCCCCCGACUCCCCUGCCAACCAAUGAUGUUGAUGUGUAUUUCGAGACUGCUGCAGAUGACAACGAACAUGCGAGGUUCCAGAAGGCUAAGGAGCAGCUAGAAAUUCGACACCGAAACCGGAUGGACAGGGUAAAGAAGGAAUGGGAAGAGGCAGAACUUCAAGCCAAGAACCUCCCCAAAGCAGAGCGGCAGACCCUCAUUCAGCACUUCCAAGCUAUGGUUAAAGCCUUGGAGAAGGAAGCAGCCAGUGAGAAGCAGCAGCUUGUGGAAACCCACCUGGCUCGCGUGGAAGCCAUGCUGAACGACCGCCGGCGGAUGGCUCUGGAGAACUACCUGGCCGCCCUGCAGUCCGACCCGCCUCGGCCUCAUCGCAUCCUCCAGGCCUUGCGGCGCUACGUCCGUGCCGAGAACAAAGAUCGCCUGCACACCAUUCGCCAUUACCAGCAUGUGCUGGCUGUUGACCCAGAGAAGGCCGCCCAGAUGAAAUCCCAGGUCAUGACACAUCUCCAUGUGAUCGAAGAAAGGAGGAACCAGAGUCUUUCUCUGCUCUACAAAGUCCCUUAUGUAGCCCAGGAAAUUCAAGCAGAAAUCGAUGAACUCCUUCAGGAGCAGCGAGCAGACAUGGAUCAGUUUACCGCCUCCAUCUCCGAAAGCCCCGUGGAUGUCCGGGUGAGCUCUGAGGAGAGCGAAGAGUUCCCGCCGUUCCACUCUUUCCACCCCUUCCCACCCUUGCCUGAGAAUGAAGACACUCCGCCGGAGUUGUUCCACCCAGUGAAGAAAGGGUCAGGAGUGGGAGAGCAGGACCGAGGACUGAUUGGUGCGGAAGAGAAACUGAUUAACAGUAAGAACAAAGUGGAUGAAAACAUGGUUGUUGAUGAGACUCUGGAUGUGAAGGAGAUGAUCUUCAAUGCCGAGAGAGUUGGAGGCCUGGAGGGGGAGCCGGAGUCUGUGCGACCAGUGCGGGAGGACUUCAGUCUGAGCAGCAGCGCCCUGAUUGGCCUGCUGGUCAUCGCAGUGGCCAUCGCCACGGUCAUCGUUAUCAGCCUGGUGAUGCUGCGGAAGAGGCAGUAUGGCACCAUCAGCCACGGGAUUGUGGAGGUUGACCCCAUGCUCACCCCCGAAGAGCGCCACCUGAACAAGAUGCAGAACCAUGGCUAUGAAAACCCCACGUACAAGUACCUGGAGCAGAUGCAGAUCUGAGCGGUGGAGGCAGGCGGCACUCGGCAGAAGCUGGUGCGGGCAGGCAGAAGAGCCCCACGUCCUGGAUUGACUGCCGCCUGCCAGGGCCACCGCCGGGAGGUCUCAUUGUACAUCCUGACGUGUUGGCUCCUGAAGACUCUAAAGUACUACUGUAGAAUUGCAAUUUCCAUUCUUCCAAAUGGGUGAAAAAUGUUAAUAUAACAAUAUAUGAUAUAUAAACCUAAGUGAAAAAUGAUCUAUUGCAAAUAUCUGAAGGAUGUAGUUUUCUUUUUUAAAUUAAUCAGAAAUCCCACUUCUAUUGUAUUGUUUCACACAUGCUCUAUAUAAAUGGAAAAUGUUGAUUUUUUAAUGAUAGAUUGUAUAUGCAGGCUGUUCCAGUUACAUUGUAUAAAUCAACUCUAGGCUCAUCCACUGUUCUAGUUUUUAUUUAAAAAAAAAAGUAACAAACAGUAUUCCCUUUUUAAACUUUGAGAAAGUUGUUGAGAAACAAGCAGAACUGAAAGUGACCACUGCCGCACAGCGCUACCCUGGCCUAGUGGUGUGCGGAGCUUGCCGUGCCCGUGCUGGGCCUGUUGCCGAGACGGGCCAGGGUGUCCUGUGUUCUCCCAUCUCUCAGCGAGCUUGACGCAUACACACGAGGGUGUCCACCGCUGUUGUCCUAGAAAUCCAGUUCUUCCACAGCACCCAGCCUGUAGCGUGUAUGUGUGUGUGUGUGUAUAUGUGUGAUGUUCCUCACUCACCGUGGCGUUUCACGCUCCACUUCCCCUCCGAAGUGCAUCCAAAGCUUAGUGUCUCCCUCUGGGCCUGCCGCUGCUGCCCCCUGCGCCCUCCACCUCCCCCACUGGCCUCUGCUGUCCGCCCGGGGAAGACCACACUAAGUAGGCAGCUGAGGGCCUGGCGGGAGCCGGGGCUGUGGCUAGAGAGGGGGCAUUCUGCUGCCCACGAAGCUGGGUCUGCAGACACUUGUGGAAAGCUGGAAGGGUUUUGUUUGCUUCACACGAGUCUCUGUAAUGCUUGUAUUGUUGAUGUUGUUGCUCACAGCUUUCUGUUUUCUAACCCUAAGGUUCUGAUAACCAGUGGUGUUACUUUGCUUUGUUUUUCUAAUUUUCUGUAGCUGUUUUUUUUUUUUUUUUUUUUUCGUUUUCCUCCCCUUUGACCUUAUCCAUGUCUCUUCCCACUAUGCACAGGUUAAACUUCACCUGCAGACUUGUUAAUAAUGAUCUGUGGAGAAUGUACAGUUUAAACACAUAAAUAAACACUUUAACCCACCAA
Molecule: messenger RNA, 3691 nt
Organism: Cavia porcellus (domestic guinea pig)
Lineage: Eukaryota; Metazoa; Chordata; Mammalia; Rodentia; Caviidae
Gene: Aplp2
Product: amyloid beta precursor like protein 2
Exons: 18
Coding region: 98-2419 (773 amino acids)
Biological process (GO): axonogenesis; central nervous system development
Cellular component (GO): membrane
Molecular function (GO): transition metal ion binding; heparin binding; serine-type endopeptidase inhibitor activity
Source: RefSeq, a predicted model, not a curated record